This is a messenger RNA of Linum trigynum, 3557 nucleotides long. The record is from the annotation of a GenBank genome assembly. Lineage: Eukaryota; Viridiplantae; Streptophyta; Magnoliopsida; Malpighiales; Linaceae.
GGAGUUUCUAUUUCAUUAGUUCUAAUUAUGUGGUUUCUAUUAGGAUUAGUAAUGCGUGUGGAGUGAGCAAAAAAGAAGACCAUAAACACAGGUUUCGUAACUGCAAGGAAGGGUUUCUAGGUUCUCUUCUUUGAAUCUUCUAUAUUCAUGUUGUGUUGUCUAUCAUUCCUCCUAAUAUUUCCGGUCGUAGGACCUAUCAAGAUUUCACAGUCAGAGAAACAAGCAGCCAGAAGGGAGGCCUAGAAUGUGAUCAAGAACCUAAACGCUGCAAGAAAGGAAGUCACCAGCUUAAUCGGGAUAGGUGACAGAAAAGGAUGUUGAGGCCAUGUUCAACGACAAGGAUUGGUCUGUGUUGAAUGCUUUUCAUACCUUACAAUUAGAGGUUGGAUUUGUGUUAUUUUAUAUUUCACUUUUUCCUCGGGAUGGAUAAGUUUUUCUUAUGAAUUGAACUUCAGCCCAUACAUCACCUUAGGUUUCUUGUGUUCAUUUACUUUGCCCACACAUGGACUGAAAUCGAAAUUAACAGUUUAGCAACUUCCGCCUUUAAAAAUUCCAAGUAUUUUAGAUAUCACUUCACCUCCAACUUCACACCAGGCCCCUUAUUAGCACCUUAAAAACAAACUGAGCUGUUCCAUGCACAAUGGUGGAUUUUGCCUUUCUACGAUCUAAUGCUAUACUGAAUUCUCCAUAAUGUUAUGUACGCUGUCUAUUUAAGAUCGUGAGAUGUUAAUUUUGCAACCCGACGCGCAGCGCGGGCUUUCCGAUCUAGUCAUUAAUCAAAGUGAAAGCAACCUCUUCUUCUUCUUCGUGUACAGGUAGGUCACGGCUCACGGGAUUGCCAUGACCGAACAAGAGAAUCAUAUCCUCGUGUAUUUAAUAUAAUUGCAGAUAAAUGUCUUUAAUCAGUUUCGGCAAAGGAACAUAAUACAUAUUUAAUAAUUCAAACUGACCUGCUGCUGCCAUCCUCAUUCAUUCUCUCCUCCUCCUGCUGAUAACUCAUAUAUACUAUACGUGCGCGGCAGUCUCUAUCAAGCAAGACAGCCAUGCAAAAGAAACCUACGCUCUCGUCUGUUGCUCGUAUCCUUCAUUCUUCUGAUUGGAUUCAUGUGUCCUUUGUUAACCGAGAAAGUAACAAGAAAACAGAUUGGGUAGCUAGAAAUGCUCGCCUUAAUUUUCUUCCUCCGGAUUGGAUUACCGUGCUAAAUAUUGUCUUCCCUAUGUUGUAAGCCUCCUCUUAUUGGGUAUGAAUGAAAUGAAUGUUUAUUAAAAAAAAAAACGCAAAAUGGCCGGGCGUGGAGAUAAGAAGAUGAAAGAAAAAAAAGAGAAUUAUUUGGUCAAUUGUGCAAUUGGUCAUUCAACUUUUGAGUCACCAAUACAACCUAGUCGUGUGCUUGAUAAACUCCGGUGACUAGUUCGUAAAAUAUCAAAGUUUAUACAGCCAAUUUCUUUAGUAACUCUAACGUUUAGGGACUAAUUAUGUAAUUGACCUAAAAAAGAAAAAAAAAUAAAGUACCACAACACGCCUCUUUAAGAGUCCCUCUCCAAGCCGGAAAUUAUUAGUUCAAAAAUUUCCCUCCAAACUCCUCAAUUAUAGUCCAGAAAGUAAAUAAAAGAAUUCCUCUUCCUCCGGUCCCCAAAUCUCUCACAUCUCUGCAAUUAAUUCCUUCGCCUAACCAAAUUCUUCUUUCAAUUUAACUUCUCCGUCGUGGAAAUUCGAUCAUCAUUCAUGACCACCACAAAUCCAGACUCUUCAGUUCCUCCAAAUAAUUCCUCCUUGCCGGCCGCCGCCGCAACCGCCGGCCAAGUUCAGCUGCGCAUGUCUGAUUACCUGGCUCUUCCUCAAGACGACGAACCGGACGAAAAGUCUCUCGAAACCCACACCAAACAUCGCGAUCUGAGGAGUUUACUGAUGGGUGAAGAAGGUUUCUUCCAAGAAGAUCGUCGCCGGGUUUCGUACUGUUCGUCGCCGCCGUGCCGUCUCGUCGCCCGGUGGAUGUCCUGGAUAAGGCGGGUGAAGUUCAAGGGAAUUUCGAGGAAGUGUUGCAGGAGAGAAACGGUGGGGAAUAGAGUAGAAGCGGGUGUGCAGCCCAGGUGUUUGACCAAUGGCCUCAAUGACGUGGGUUGCAGGAAGGAGACUUGUUUUAAUGCCGGGAUUGGAGCUUAUCUGCUGUACUUAGUUGCCGCGACGAGAAACGAGCUGGACAGGUUCAACGCUGCCCGGGUGGAAAUGGAGGCGAUUCUACAGAAUGCCAAACAAUUACAACGGAGGCGGAGCGUAGAGGUAGACGGUGGUGACGAUGAUGUUCUAUUUGAAGUCUCGAUCAGAAAAUCUGUAGUAGUAGAAGAAGAUGACGGUGAUGAUGAUGAUGAGUGCGAGGCAGAAUUCCCCACAAAUUUGUAUGCCUUGCCAGCUGCUGCUGCUUCUUCUGCCUCCUCGUCAAAUGUGGUUUCAGGUAGUGAAACCCCAAAAAGGGAGGAUUUUGCAGAGGACAUGGAACAGCUAGAGGCGGAGCUCGAAGCUGAGCUCGAACUGUUGCAGCUUCAAUUGGAUGGAGAUACGUCGAUGGAACAAUCUCAGUUUCUGAGGGUUAAGAACGGGGAUGAAACGGGAUCAUCAAAAUCCUACAGUACGACCUCGACCGAAGAAGAGGAGGAGGAAGAAGUGAUUGAUCCAGAGUAUGGGGAGGAGGAUGCCGAGUGCCCCAAUGCCAUCCACCCUUACGAAUUGGCAAGUAAGCUGCACGAAGUGCUGGAAGCAAGGCAGCAAGAAGAGAUCAGAGAGCUGGAAGCUGCUCUGGAACUGGUGAAGCGGAAGCUAGUAGAAAAAGAGUUGCAGGUCGCUUGGUGGAAAGCCGUGGCUAGAGGAAGAAGGCUCAGUAAUGGUAGUUCACAAGAAGUGCAGAGCUAGCACAAACAACGAAGUAAGGUCAGGUUCCAUGGGGUAAGAAGGUCGAAUCCCUGUUCACAUGGUGAAUCUGUUCAGCAACUUUUGUACAGGGAGCUCUGGUCUCAUGAGCCUUAAAAGGAUCGAAUCCAUGGUCAAUCAGCUGCAGAGCUGUGUGAAAAUGAUUACAGUUUUCAUGGUGAUUGCAAAUGUAAACAGAUUACAGAAUCUGAACGGAUUAGAGUGAGUUGUUGAAAGAUGUUUGCUUAUGUCGGCAACUUUAACGUGUUUUCGGUUCGAUGGAUGUGUUUGUUUGGGGAGCGUGGGCCGUUUGUCUUUGUCAAUGUAGCCUUGUAAUUGGCUCCAAUUAAAAAAUGUUGAAAGAGGUUCUAACUGCAACAAGGUUGGCGGCACGUCUAAACCUUUGUCCUGUCUGUUUUGCCUGUCCCUGACAAGUGACAUAAGUGGACCUUCUUUAAACAAAGAAAAAGAAGAAGAAAAAAUGCUUCUAAUCAAUCAAUUGGUGUGAGAGUUAACAAUAUUCAUUAAUGUUAACAUUAACCAAAUCCUUCAUUAUAGAAAAAAAAAAGAACAUCAACCAAAUCUUUAGAAGAUAAUGGGAUUUGAUUUUACCACCAAGUGAUAAGCCGACUAAUAAAAUGAGGGUUAGUAU